AAAGCGCCUCCCCUUCUCCCUCCACCAUUCGGAGGCGUCUGUCCUGGCGCAGGGUCCGCAGAGUGACUGACCCCGGGCAGGGAAGCCACGAUCGCGGCGGGGAGGGAGGCCUGUGGCGCCCGGCCGAGGGUCGUUGCAGGGCAAAGCAGCCUGGCAGGAGCAGGAGUUGCGCCCCGGAUUGGCUCGGGACCGGGUCCAAAGCCGCCCGCUGGGCCUCUUCUGAAGCCAAGCAUCUCUUCCAGAUCGUAAUUUGCAUGGUAUCCUCUUUGCUAGCCAAUAUGGACCUAAAGGACCCAGAGACUCUUGCAUCCCUCUCAAACAGUAUGAUACGGUCUCCUGUGCCACUCCCAGUGAAGAAGUUGUAUCAGGGUGAACCAAUGGCCCUGGGGAUCACGCAGAUCCUGAUCGGCAUCCUGGAAAUAUCUUUUGGGCUUGUGGUAGCCAUAGCGGAAAGUCCUCCUGUAUCCCAUAUCAUUGAAGACCAUUUUUUUACUCCAUAUUGGAUGGGAUUCCUGUACAUCAUUUCGGGAUCUCUUUCUGUGGCAGCUGCCAAGGACCCCAAGGUGCCACUGGUGAAAGGAAUGCUGGCAAUGAAUGUUGUGAGUUCCGUGGCAGCAGGCAUUGCGAUUCUGAUAUUCUCCAUUUCAAUAGCUCAUGGACUAAACCACCUAUGUCAGUACGAAAUAGAAUAUUACAACACCACAUCAACUGACAUUUGCCAGGAACAUGUCAUUAUAUCUUAUAAUCUCACGUCUGCAAUAUCUGCUAUCCUGCUGGCAGUCACUGUCCUGGAGUUCCUCAUCACCAUCACCACUGCUUGUUUUGGAUGUGCCAGUUUGUGCAGGAAUGACUACAGUGAAAUGACUGUAGUGGUUUUUCAGAAGACAGAGGAAGGGAUCACUCCUGCUUCAGCUCUCCCGAGGCAUAUGAAUGAGGAUGUGGAGGCAUGAGGGUAUUUCUGUUCUCUAUCAUUUCCCCAGCGAAAUCUUCCAUAAGCACCUGAACUUUGUUGGGUUUUUUCAUUUGCAAAAUAUUUUUCAUAAACCAUCACAUGGGCUGUUUUUGUUGAAUACAAAACACAUUUUCUUCGUUGACGUCAUUUGUGAUUUUCAUUCCCACUUUUUAGCAUUUAUGUUUUGCCAGUAUAUCACAUCAAGCUGGCCUUCUGAAAAUGGAGGUAUGUUCCUGGCUGCAGGAACCCUUACAGAAAGGAUGCAAUAACCUCGAUUACACAACAUGAUUAAAAAGGAAUGAGGCACUGAUGAAGGACAACGAAAAGCCAAAAUAACGCGAGCUGCUUUUGCUACUAUCAUUCCUAUGGAGAUAUGAAGUUUCCUUGGAUGUAUCAGUAUUGCAAGAUAUCUUUUCUAUGGUAACAUUACGUUCAUUGAAGAAAAAGGCGAUACCUCUUUAAGGCAGACAGGAACGGACAUAUAAGCAACAAACCUAAGUAUAUAUUUGGCAGUCAUAUUGCAUACAGAAGAAUUACAACAAAUAGACAACAACGAUUUGAAAGUUCAUUGACUGUGUUGCAAGAGGAAAAUGUGUCAUCAAGUUGAAUUGUUAUAAACAAAUGUAUGGUCUGUAACUGACAACAGGUGAUGUUUGAGCUUUGAGAAGUGAUCUGGGGUAACGCUGCGAUAUCUGCAAAUGUAAAAUGAGAGGUUGAUACAUGUUCAGCAAUUGCUUUUUAAUGUGUUAUGUAUAUUACACUAAGGGGGUGUUUAGCAAUAAGGCAAACAUAAGUUGCGUUUUCAUUCGGUCCAUAGCUAUACUGGUCUAGUUUCGUGCGCACUGACACAGUUACUAGCCCAAGGUCCCCCAGCAGGAAUGUAGGAGUGGGGAAAGAAAUCUAGUCCCCCAGAUAACAGUCUGC
Molecule: messenger RNA, 1876 nt
Organism: Sphaerodactylus townsendi
Lineage: Eukaryota; Metazoa; Chordata; Lepidosauria; Squamata; Sphaerodactylidae
Product: membrane-spanning 4-domains subfamily A member 4A-like
Exons: 7
Coding region: 255-950 (231 amino acids)
Cellular component (GO): membrane
Source: RefSeq, a predicted model, not a curated record